Messenger RNA from Folsomia candida, 882 nucleotides. RefSeq lists its product as uncharacterized. The transcript is spliced from 3 exons. The record is from RefSeq and is a predicted model, not a curated record. NCBI's taxonomy places the organism in Eukaryota, Metazoa, Arthropoda, Collembola, Entomobryomorpha, Isotomidae. The annotation marks the transcript as partial.
UGUCCCUUCAUUUGGAAAGACUUUGCCAAACGCGGAUACAACACUGGCUUUUCGGAGGAUGAGAUUGGAAUUGGAAUUUUUUAUCGGAGUAUAAGAAUUGAGCCACCUUUCCAUUUUUUGGGGAAAGGUGACGACAACAUGUGUUACGGGACUCGCCGCUCUUUCAAAAUGUUGUUGGAUAACAUCGAGAAUAUCGCAGUUGCUCAAAAAAAUCGCCCCUACUUUCACUUCACAUGGGCCACAAAACUGUCUCACAACAACUUCAACAAACUUCAUCAGGGUGAUGGCCCACUACUAGAAUUUCUUCAGUUUAUGGCCACCAAUGGCUAUUUAAAUCAUACAGCUCUCCUCAUUCUCGGGGAUCAUGGUAAUAGGUCGCCUACCCAGGCGCAGAUGAAUCCUGCUGGAAAAGUCGAGGUUCGGAUGCCCGUCUUCUACCUCGUGCUUCCCGACUGGUUCAAAGCCAAGUAUUCACAACCCUUCAAGAACCUUCAGUACAACGCGGAUUCGCUCACCUCCCCUUACGAUGUGUACGAAACUCUGAAACUUUUCAUGAAUUUGAGUCAACUACGAGACACACAGAGUUACAAGAAUGCUGAUACAAUAAUAAACGUACGAAAACCAAUGAGUUUGUUUCAGAAAAUCCCGUUCGACCGUUCAUGUCUCGAGGCUGGAGUUUCGCUUCAUUGGUGCGUUUGUCGAGGUGCUCGUGAUGAACGACCCGCCCCAACCACCACGCCCGAAGUCAGAAACGACGUCACAGCCUCGGUUGACUUUAUGAACGUCAAGUUGAAACCUGUAAGCACAAAAUGUCACCCUUUGGCCCUGAAGGAAACGGUUUCUGCAUACCACAUCGAUAAUAGUGUGAUCUCUACUCUCUAG